Molecule: messenger RNA, 1617 nt
Organism: Drosophila innubila
Lineage: Eukaryota; Metazoa; Arthropoda; Insecta; Diptera; Drosophilidae
Gene: Arglu1
Product: UPF0430 protein CG31712
Exons: 4
Coding region: 146-1060 (304 amino acids)
Cellular component (GO): mitochondrion; nucleoplasm
Molecular function (GO): cadherin binding
Source: RefSeq, a predicted model, not a curated record
UGCUGCAGGCGAUGUGUAGAAAAUACUGUACAUUUACGUUAAGCAACACUUUUUUUAAGGCAUCUGUAGAUUGAUUUUGUUUUUGUGAAAACAGCAAUAAAUUUUGAGAAAAGAAAACGUUCAACUUGUAUUAUUUUUUUGUAUAAUGGGUUCACGUUCUCGCAGUCCAUCGGUGAAACGUCGCCAUCAUAAAAGCAAACACAAGAAACGCAGCAAGAGUAAGUCACACAAUCGGGACAGGGAACGUGAAAGGGAACGGGAACGGGACCACGAGCGAAGCAGUUGCACACGCAGCAGUCGAGCGGAUAGAGACAAAUCAACAGAGAUUAACCAACACGGUCGGCGGGAGCGCGACAGGCAUCGCAGCGACAGGCACACGCACAUACACUCACACACAGAGCGCGAUUAUCACCGGCACUCGCACUCAAAGUCACGUAAACGCUCCAGCUCAUCGAGCAGUGAUAGCCAACAGUACUCGGAUCAUGAGACACAGCGUAGCCGACACAAGCGUAGCCGCUUUAAGAAACUGGAUGAGCAAAAUUUACUGCAGGUGGAGCGACUGGCCGAAAUGGAACGGCAGCGUCGCCAAAAGGAAGCUGAGCAGAAAACCAUUGAGGAGCAAGCAGCCAAACGGAUUGAAAUGCUUGUUAAGAAACGUGUCGAGGAGGAGCUCGAGAAACGGCGCGACGAAAUUGAACAGGAGGUGAACAGACGCGUCGAUACUGCCAAAGCUGAAAUGGAACGUGAUAUGAUGCUGGAGUUAGAGAAGCGGCGCGAGCAGAUACGAGAAGAAGAACGCCGUCGCGAGGAGGAGGAAAAGCAAAAGCGCGAAGAACUCGAAGAAAUUUUGGCCGAAAAUAAUCGAAAAAUCGAAGAUGCGCAAAGAAAAUUGGCCGAAGAACGGUUAGCCAUUAUUGAGGAGCAACGACUGAUGGAUGAGGAGCGUCAGCGGAUGCGCAAAGAGCAGGAAAAGCGUGUCAAGGAGGAGCAAAAGGUCAUAUUGGGCAAAAAUAAUUCAAGACCAAAGUUAUCGUUUUCCCUGAAGCCGGGCGCGUUAUGAGCUGUUUCAACACAUAUCGGCCAUUACCUUUUGACCUUCUUGUUAACUGCUUAUUUUUGCCUUUUUGUUUACUUCAAUCAGGCCCUUUGCUUGCGCUUUAAACCAUUUAAAUGCUUUUCUUUGUUGUAAUUAUAUUAUAUUUUAUUUGGUUUUUGAAAACGCGUUUAUUUGUUUUAAAUGCAAGCAAUGUGGUCAUUAGGUCGACUUAUGUUUUUUUAACAUACAUAUAUACAGACAUGCUUACAUAAGUAUAUCAAAUAGUUUUGUUUAUUCAAAAAAUUGCCAAUUCCUUGGAUUAUACCAAUAUACGAGUCCCGCUCUUAAUAGUACAAUAUGCUAGCAAUUCACUUACAUUUUUUCUAUAAUUCAUACGAUAAAUAUGCGAGACAAAUGAUUAUGUGUAGAGCGUCGUAUUGUUACUAAAAGCUUAAAAAUCUGCAAACAAAAAUGCAACAAGAAACCGCGAAAAAUGUACUCCCAUCAAAAUUUUGAUAAACGCUAGAAAACCCUUUAAGCAAUUGGAAAAGAUAAUAAAAAGUUUCUAAUACAUAACAAAA